ACGUCCCUGUACGCAUCCCCAGCCUCCAUGGUCCCAGACCCAGGCCCUGCCAACAACAGCACCCCGGCCUGGGGCCCCGGACCUCCGGCGGCCCCCGGGGGCAGCGGCUGGGUGGCGGCCGUGCUGUGUGUGGUCAUAGCGCUGACGGCGGCGGCCAACUCGCUGCUCAUCGCGGUCAUCUGCACGCAGCCAGCGCUGCGCAACACGUCCAACUUCUUCCUGGUGUCGCUCUUCACGUCGGACCUGAUGGUGGGGCUGGUGGUGAUGCCACCGGCCAUGCUGAACGCGCUGUACGGACGCUGGGUGCUGGCGCGUGACCUCUGCCUGCUCUGGGCGGCUUUCGACGUGAUGUGCUGCAGCGCCUCCAUCCUUAACCUCUGCCUCAUCAGCCUGGACCGCUACCUGCUCAUCCUGUCGCCGCUGCGCUACAAGCUGCGCAUGACGCCCCCGCGCGCCCUGGCGCUGGUCCUGGGCGCCUGGAGCCUGGCUGCGCUCGCCUCCUUCCUGCCUCUGCUGCUGGGCUGGCACGAGCUGGGCCACGUGCGGGCACCUGCUCUGGGCCAGUGCCAACUGCUGCCCAGUCUGCCCUUCGUCCUCGUGGCGUCAGGCCUCACCUUCUUUCUGCCCUCUGGUGCCAUCUGCUUCACCUAUUGCAGGAUCCUCCUGGCUGCCCGCAGGCAGGCCGUGCAGGUGGCCUCGCUCACCACCGGCGUGGCCAGCCAGGCCUUGGAGACACUGCAGGUGCCCAGGACCCCACGGCCAGGCGGGGAGUCGGCUGACAGCAGGCGUCUGGCCACCAAGCACAGCAGGAAGGCCUUGAAGGCCAGCCUGACGCUGGGCAUCCUGCUGGGCAUGUUCUUCGUAACGUGGCUGCCCUUCUUCGUGGCCAACGUGGCCCAGGCUGUGUGCGACUGCAUUUCCCCGGGCCUCUUUGAUGUCCUCACGUGGCUGGGGUACUGCAACAGCACCAUGAACCCCAUCAUCUACCCACUCUUCAUGCGGGACUUCAAGCGGGCCCUGGCCAGGCUCCUGCCGUGCCCCCACUGUCCUCAGCAGCGCCGGGCCAGCCUGGCGUCCCCCUCCAUGCGCACCUCUCACAGUGGCGCCCGGCCAGGCCUCAGCCUGCAGCAGGUGCUGCCGCUGCCGCUGCCCCCGGACUCGGGCUCCGACUCGGACUCGGGCUCCAGAGGCUCCUCGGGCCUUCAGCUCACGGCCCAGCUACUGCUGCCUGGCGAGGCCACCCGGGACCCUGCGCUGCCCGCCAGGACCCAGAUGGUCAACUUUGACAUCGAUCCCGCGGACAGGGAGCUGCGGCUGCACCCGCUGGGUACCCCCACGAGCUGACCGAGUUUGGAGCCGGCCGGCGGGGAGGUGG
Molecule: messenger RNA, 1375 nt
Organism: Marmota flaviventris (yellow-bellied marmot)
Lineage: Eukaryota; Metazoa; Chordata; Mammalia; Rodentia; Sciuridae
Gene: Htr6
Product: 5-hydroxytryptamine receptor 6
Biological process (GO): adenylate cyclase-modulating G protein-coupled receptor signaling pathway; chemical synaptic transmission; G protein-coupled receptor signaling pathway, coupled to cyclic nucleotide second messenger
Cellular component (GO): plasma membrane; dendrite
Molecular function (GO): neurotransmitter receptor activity; G protein-coupled serotonin receptor activity
Source: RefSeq, a predicted model, not a curated record